Nylanderia fulva is the source of this 3449-nucleotide messenger RNA. It is a transcript of the gene Mfap1, whose product is annotated as Microfibril-associated protein 1. The record is from RefSeq and is a predicted model, not a curated record. NCBI's taxonomy places the organism in Eukaryota, Metazoa, Arthropoda, Insecta, Hymenoptera, Formicidae.
UAGCACCCGAAGGAACACUGUGUUGGAAACUGUCCUGGCGUAAUGGUGUCGUGAAUCUGUUUCGUCAAUUUGUAUUUUUACUGGAUUCUGAUUUUCGACAGUUUAUUCAUUAUACGGCAUCAAGAUGAUGAUGGACUAUUUUGUGACCAACAAUUCCUUAGCACCCGCCCCGAUGGGAAUUCAAAGCACGGCGGGUGCUGUGCCUGUGAAAAAUGAUAAAGGUGAAUUGUCUAUGAAAAAGGUCAAGGUACAUCGUUAUGUUUCUGGUAAACGACCUGAUUACGCAGCGGCAAGUUCGGAUGAGGAGUCUGAAGAUGAGGAUUUCCUUGAGAAACGUGUACAGAAGGGUUACGACGAUAAUGAAGGCAUCACGGAUAUUACCAUGCAUUCACAUUCAAGAAUCAGGGAUGAAGAUGAUCCACGUUUGCGGAGAUUAACGCGACAACAAAAGGAAACACCAGCAGAAGUGCGCACAGAGAGACACAGGCACAUUCAUGAGCCCGAGUUUAUUGAAAUUGAAUUAGAUAGAGCGCGAGAGAGAAUCAAAUUGGAGAGCUCCGACUCGUCCGAGGAUGAAGAAUUGUCAGACUCUGAGAUAGAGAAGCGACGAGAGGCCCUGAAGCAACGAGUACUAUCUAAAAAGGAAACAGAGGAAGAACUGAUACAUGGCGAAGAGGAAGACAGAUCAGGAGAAAGUUCGGAGGAGAGCUCGGAAUACGAGGAAUACACAGAUUCCGAAGAAGAGACUGGACCGCGCUUAAAACCUGUGUUUGUUCGCAAAAAGGACAGAAUUACAGUAAUGGAGAAGGAGAAGGAGGCGAUGCGACAGAAGCAAGCGGAGAUCGAGAUAAAGAAACUCGCUGAAGAACGGAAGAGACACACUUUAAGGAUGGUGGAAGAGGCUGUGCGAAAGGAAACACAGAUAGGUAAUAAGGGUAAUCCUGAACAAGAGAGUAAGCUGAACGACGUUUGCACGGACGACGAGAACGACGAGGUGGAGUACGAAGCUUGGAAGCUGCGCGAGCUGAAGAGGAUCAAGCGAGAUCGCGAGGAGAGGGAACAGCUGGAAAAGGAACGUCUCGAGAUCGAGCGUAUUCGUAACAUGACCGAGGAAGAACGGAGGCAGGAGGCACGAUUGAAUCCAAAAUUGAUUACCAACAAAGCAGCGAAAGGAAAGUACAAGUUCUUGCAAAAAUACUAUCAUCGUGGCGCGUUUUACUUGGAUAAAGACGAUACCAUAUUCAAACGCGACUUCUCUGGCGCGACCUUGGAGGAUCAUUUCGACAAGACUAUUCUACCGAAAGUCAUGCAGGUAAAGAAUUUCGGACGCAGCGGUAGAACCAAAUAUACUCAUUUGGUAGAUCAAGACACUACGCAGUUCGAUUCACCUUGGAUAUCGGAGACUGCGCAAAAUCUAAAGUUCCAUAAUAAUCAAGCAGCCGGGAUGAAACAAGUUUUUGACAGACCUUCCUUAAAAAAGAGAAAAACUGAAAAUUGAAUUGCAUGGGUUUUUUUGUAUUUUAUUUUAUUUUCAGCAAUUACAUGUAGAAACAUUUGUAGAUAAAAAUAUGGCAAUAUUAUAACAAAAUAUAAAAUUUAAGGAAAAAACGGCGUUAUUGUAAUAAUAUAUAUGUUUCUAUAACUAUAUCAGAGAUUUUAAGGAUGUAUUCUUGGAGUCAAAAUGAGAAGUUUCUAUAAACAUCGAGUCCAAAAAUGCUUUUCCUUCGAAUUAUAACCCCCUUAAAGAUGGAUGAAAAAAUUGAAAAAUGUAGUUUUCAGAUAUUUUUCAUAGAUUGAGAAAAAGACUUUCAACGACUUGUGAAAGUCUCUAAGAAUUACAAUACAAUUUUCGAUUUUUCCCCUCAACUUUAGGCGGAACUUUUUCUCUUUGAUACCUAGAAUACGCUCUUACAAUCUGACAGUUUUAAAAAUACUGUGUAUAUAACUAAUUUAUAUAUCAUUUUAUAGAGUAUUUUAUAUAAUCAUUUUAUAUAUAUUUUUACAAAUAUAUAUAAUACUCUAACUUCUCAUUUAACAUACAAAUUUUCUAUUUAAACGUAAUCCUCUUAUUUAUGUAUAUGAUUUUUCCAUCACAUUAAUCAGAAAGCACAAUCAUCUUAUUUCAGAAAUUACUACUCUAAAGCACAUGCUAAAUUGAAAAAUGCAUACAAAAUAAAUUCCGAUUCGUAAUAUUACAAGAAAUCGUAUUGAUUUCUUGAAAACACACACAUAUCAGUAAAUAUAUGGAAUAUAUUCUUUCAAUAUAUAUUUCUUAUGUCUGUAAUAUGACAAGUUGCUAAAUUGACGCAAAGUUUAUUGUUUCUUUGUUACCAAAUUGAUAAUAAAAUAUAUAAUUUUUGAAAUCAAAUUUCAUUAAUCUAGGCAAUGUAAAGGUAUAUAAUGGAGUCAGAAUGUACAGCUAAUUGAUAAAUUAAUAGAGAAACAAUACAUUUGCAUCACUUUAAUAUAUAAAUUAUAAGCUAUAAUGGAAGCUUACAAGAUUGGUCAAAAUAAUUUAUAUAUAAUUAUUGUAAGACUUGUCGAGCAUAAAUAAAGCAUAAUGUGUUGUGCUCGAUGAAUAUCUGUAAAUUGUCAUACACAUGCGGACAAAGUACAUAAAAUAUAUGCAUACUUUUUGUACAAACAUUAUAUAAAACAAUUGGAUUAAAAAAAUUUAUAUCUCAAGUUGUAGUCUUUUUAAUGCUUGUUUGGCGGCUGCACAUUUAGCCUGCUUUUUAUUAACUCCAAAACCAUGAUAGAGUUUUUCUUUACCUUUAAUAGUUAUUUUCAAGGGCACCAUGAUCGUCUCUGUACCUUCGAUCAAUUCCGCAUCCCUGCAAUGUAUUAUAUUUUAUGUGCAUGUGUGUAUGUGUAUUUAUAUGUAUAAACAUAUGAAUAUGUACCGCAAGAAGGAUUUUUAAGCAUAUAAAGAAGCAAAAACAUGCAAAUGAAGAGAAACUUACAAAAACUUAGGACGUGCAUCUGUAUUUUCAUGUAUUAGUCGCACUGGUUGUUUCGGAAUGUUUUUGCUAAAUUUAGCUGUAAAACAUAAUUAUAUAUCUUGUUUUCAACAUAGAUAUAAAAUCAACAUAGAUAUAUAUUUGAAUGAAUAUAUCGAAAUCAAAAUAAAUCUCUUUAAUCUCGAUUAAAUCUCUCUUACUCUUAUUUAAAUAUUUUUAUCAUAUAUUGUUAUUGAUAAUAAAUUGUCAUAAUAUUAUUUAUACAUAAAACUUACCAAUUUCCUUAUGUAUGAAACAAUACACAAUUUCCCAGACUUUUGUAAGGUUCUUGCCACUAUCAAGAUAGAUGGCUCCGAUCAAAGACUCGAAUAAAUCUCCAAGAACUUUAGGAACAUCAACAUAUACUGCCAGAUUACAUUCCUCUUCUUCAAGUAAUACCCAUAACAUCUGUAUUGAAAAAGUAUAUAAAUUACGUUAUUCAUUAUAAAA